AUGGCAGACAAGAUGUCUAUCGAUAAGCACGAUCCCACCAAAGACGAUAGUGAAGACUCGCAGAUGGAGUCUAGUCCCGAGAGAGAAAGAGAGGGAGAGGCACCUGGUGGUGAGGCCAAUGGCCAAAAUACAGGUACCUCAACGAAAACCGUUGUUCCCCAAGAAAACCAACAGCCCAAGCGCAAAGGCGGCCGCAAGCCUAUCUACGCCACGUCCGAGGAACGGAAGCAGAGGAACCGUCAGGCUCAAGCUGCAUUCCGUGAGCGCAGGACUGAGUACAUCAAGCAACUUGAAGAUGCUAUCCGCACCCACGAGCAAAACCUUGCCAACCUGCAGGCUGCUCACCGACAUGCCGCUGACGAAUGCCUGAUGCUUCGUUACAAGAAUUCGCUUUUGGAGCGCAUCCUCCUUGAGAAAGGCAUCGAUGUUCAAGCCGAGCUCCAAGCCAAGACGGGCAGUCCAAAUCUUGGACCUACUCAUAUGCCCCAGAACUUGGUACAGCAGCCGCCGAUUCAGCGGGCUCUCCUGAACAGACACCAUGCCCGCAGAUCGCAGUCGAGCAUCGCUCCUAAACUCGAACCCGGGAUUCCUAUCUCUCCCCUGCCGCCUCCGGUUCAUUCUCACGCAUCAGCUCUAUCGCCCAAGAGUCGGCCAACACCACUAUCGCAUUCGGCCUCACCAUCAACAACAGCAACCUUUGGUUCCCAUAACGGCGCAUCACCGGUCACUUCCGACGGCAUGAUUCCCCCGAUUCGCCCGCAUCUCCCACCCGCCUCAGCAUUAAAGAUCCACCCGCCUUCGCAAUUGGGCAACGGAGUGCCCGGCCUAGCUCAGCAACAACGCCAGAUGCAGAUGCCCGGGCUUCAGCAAGGACAGAACCACAUGAGGAACAGCGUUGGCGGAAACACAAAUUCGUUCUACCCCACGCCUUCCUUCCAGAAUCACAUUGAACAACUCGGCAAGCUGACCCGCUCAUUCCGUAAUUCAGAACAGGAGUACGACGCCGCAGCCGAAAUGAUGGACGACCCCGGCGAGACCCCCGAUACUCCAAGCGGACCUGGCCCCUAUCCCGGCCAAGCAUACGGCGGCGACCCCCAAGCGAUGUCACUUUCGUCCCCUGUCACCUCCGGUCCUCAAGGAAACCAGCAGUCACCAAUCGAAAACGGCUCUCAUCAACAGCAUCCUGCGUACCCGCCAAUGGCCCAGCUUCUCGACCACCAAUACGACUUUGGCGAUCCUUUCGGUUUGAGUGCUAGCAUGGCUUUUCCGACACAGUUCUCGUUCGACACCAGCAACAUGCGGUAG
This is a messenger RNA of Neurospora hispaniola, 1305 nucleotides long. RefSeq lists its product as uncharacterized. The transcript is spliced from 4 exons. The record is from RefSeq and is a predicted model, not a curated record. Gene Ontology annotation, molecular function: DNA-binding transcription activator activity, RNA polymerase II-specific; transcription cis-regulatory region binding. Gene Ontology annotation, biological process: regulation of DNA-templated transcription. Lineage: Eukaryota; Fungi; Ascomycota; Sordariomycetes; Sordariales; Sordariaceae. The coding region runs from base 1 to 1305 and encodes 434 amino acids. Gene Ontology annotation, cellular component: RNA polymerase II transcription regulator complex.